CGGAACAGUGACAUCAUGCAGAAGUGUGAAACUAAACUGUGCCUGUCAGUCUACAUUAUCACCUUCGUGACUGGUUUACCUACCAACAUCCUGGCCUUUCACACUUUCAUUCAAAAGGUCAGGAAAAAACCCACGCCGAUCGACAUCCUCCUCCUCAACCUCACCUUCUCCGACCUGCUCUUCCUCGUCUUUCUCCCCUUUAAGAUGCAGGAGGUCGCCAACGACAUGAUGUGGACAAUGCCUUACGAACUGUGUCCGCUGUCCGGUUUCGUCUUCUACAUGACCAUCUACAACAGCACUUUUUUCUUGACGGCAGUUAGCGUGGAACGCUAUCUGGGAGUAGCUUUCCCCCUCCAGCACUCUAUGAAACGACGGCCCGUGUACGCCGUGAUGGCGAGCAUCUUCAUUUGGCUGUUGUCUUUCCUUCACCUGAGCAUCGUCUGUAUCAUGCCCUAUUACAACCCUCCAGAGUACAACAGCACAGCGCCUCCCAUACUGAGGAACGUCUGUUACGAGUCCUUCAGCCCGGCUCAGUUGGAAAUCCUCCUCCCGGUACGUCUGGAGCUCUGCAUAGUCCUCUUCUGCAUCCCCCUCCUGAUCUGCAGCUUCUGUUACAUCAAUUUCAUUCGCAUCCUGUCCCGCCUGCCCAACAUCGGACGCCGGAGGCGCCUGCGAGCCAUCGGCCUGGCUCUGGGAACGCUCUUGGUCUUCGCUCUUUGUUUUGGGCCCUACAACGCUUCUCAUGUCGUGGGCUUUAUCAAUAAAGAUAGCCCUGACUGGAGGGACAAAGCCUUAUUAUUGAGCACUUUCAACGCUUGCCUGGACCCCCUCAUCUUUUACCUGUCUUCGGCCGCGGUCAGGAGCGCGCUGGGUACGGUUGUACGAGGCAUCUGGAGCAAGCUACACCUCAGCGACUUUCGCCGGUUCUGCCGGCAUCUGAGGGCCGAACCUCACAAAACUAAAAAUGAAGCUUUUCCAACAGCAGGAGAAAACAACACCCUUUGA
This is a messenger RNA of Chanos chanos (milkfish), 1005 nucleotides long. RefSeq names its product free fatty acid receptor 2. The record is from RefSeq and is a predicted model, not a curated record. Gene Ontology annotation, biological process: G protein-coupled receptor signaling pathway; cellular response to fatty acid. The transcript has a single exon. Bases 16 to 1005 code for a protein of 329 amino acids. Gene Ontology annotation, molecular function: G protein-coupled receptor activity. Gene Ontology annotation, cellular component: plasma membrane. Lineage: Eukaryota; Metazoa; Chordata; Actinopteri; Gonorynchiformes; Chanidae.